CUGUGUAACAUAACAUUAUGAAAUUUUUGAAUGUUAUAAAAAUUUGUAGUGACAAAGACUAUAUUUUAUGUAUAGUCUAUUGCUAAUCAUGCCCUUAGCAAACUAGGCUAUGCUAGGCACAUUAUUUACCCCAACCUAUUUCCUAACUGGAGCUAGCUAAGUAUUUCCAACAUUAUUUCCCUUAUAUGUUAGUCUACCCAUCAGACACUGAAUAUGAUGUGUAAAACCAACAUUUAUAAAGGACAUCAUGCAAUAUGGAUCUCCCCUGAUUGGAAACAGGGAGACUGUAUAAAAUUUACUUUAAUCGCACAGCGCUGGGGAUUCAGUGAUGUUCAGAGAAAGACAAGAAGAAAACUAAGCACCAAGAGGUUUCUGUCGAGGUGCAAGUGCCAGAGCAAAAUGGUGGCUUUUAAGGGGAUCUGGACCAAGAAGUUCUGGAGGGCCGUUUCUGGAGAAUACGUGGCUACCUUCAUUUUCGUCCUUCUCGGAAUCGGCUCAACGAUUAACUGGGGUGCCAAGGAGGAGAAGCCUCCACCGGCUGACCUUGUCUUAAUCUCUCUGGGUUUCGGCCUGACCAUUGCCACCAUGGUACAGUGUUUUGGCCACAUCAGCGGGGGACACAUUAACCCGGCGGUCACCGCAGCUAUGGUUGUAACAAGGAAAAUAAGCUUGGCCAAGUCCUUGUUUUAUGUGCUGGCUCAGUGCCUGGGAGCUGUCACAGGAGCUGGCAUCCUGUACCUUGUCACCCCUGCAGAUUUUAGAGGAAAUCUCGGCGUGACUACAGUGAGCUCUACCAUCUCAAUAGGACACGCCUUUCUGGUGGAGCUGAUUAUAACCUUUGAGCUCGUCUUCACCAUCUUUGCCACCUGUGAUCCCAAUCGCACAGACCUCGGAGGCUCAGCCGGCCUUGCCAUUGGUUUUGCUGUAGCCAUUGGUCACUUGUUUGCGAUCCCUUAUACAGGCGCCAGCAUGAACCCUGCUCGGUCAUUCGGUCCUGCCCUGGUGACACUUAACUUUGAGAACCACUGGGUGUACUGGGUGGGACCCAUUCUGGGGUCCGUUCUCGCUGCUGGCCUCUAUGAGUACUUGUACUGCCCGGACCCGGGGAUAAAGAAGAGGCUGAAGCAGGUCUUCCAGAAGGACAUGUCAGGGAGAUACAAGGAAGUGGAUGUGGGAGAGGCAGAGGAUCUUACAUUCAAGCCGGGUUCCGUCCAUGCCAUCGAUCAGGAGAAAGCAGAAAGGAAAGAUCCCUUUCAGAAGUUCACAGGAGAAGUGUUGUCCUCCGCAUGACUGUCACGUGCACUGGAAAUAGAGACCAAUCUGUAGAGCAGAGUAACUUUGGAGUUUGGAGCCUGUGCCCCUCUGUAGAUUUCACCUCAGACCUGAAUUACCCUCAUUAACCAAAGUGGUUCCUCCCACGAACAUCUACCAUCUCUCAAAAACCCUGAAUUAUGUUGUUGUGUGCAGACAUCGUGCACAGCAGAAUGAUGGCUGUCGGUGGUUUAUGUUAAGGAAAUAAAGGAAAGGUCAACCAAUUAUGACAGGUCAUCCUGCUAAACUGAAGAAGAAUUUGCACCCUUGUUAUUUUUGGAUUAGUGUCACAUUUGGUCCAUGUGCUGCAUAUGUAGUAAAGAAAUUGUCCAUGUGAUUAUGAAGCAUGUUACAGCUUGUCUGCAGUGUGAGUCACCUCUGUUAGAGUUGUCUUACGCUGGCCUCUAUUUUCAGUGCACUAGAUGGGUGAACUUUCAUUUUUAUGGCAACAUCUGAGCUUCUGUAGUCGAUGUCCAGAUGAUUCUUGAAGCUACAUAGCAGGGAUCACAAACUUGUAGUCCGAGGGCAGGAUGAGACCCGUGUGCUGUUGCGUGUCUUAUCAGGUAUCGUUGAAUAUCACGUUUUUCAUUCUAUGUGUCAUUUUUUUUUUCUCAAGAUUACGGUGAAUAGCGGGUUUUGUUGAUAGACCUGCCCAGUACGACCCAAGUUCACACCUGCAGCACCACUCAGUCUGGAAUUGUAUCUAAUGUACGGUGCAUUUAUUCAAUGUAAAAUUCCCAGAUUGACUCUAGUUGUGUUGUGGAUAAAAUUAUGUUUCCUAGGCAAGAAAAUGUAGUUUGAAAAUGAUGCUUUUUUUUCCCCCUAAUACAAUAUUGAUCUUUUUAUCAAGCUAGAAUUCUUGUAACACACAUUAAAAAAAAAAAAAAAAAAAUCAUAAGAUUUGUUACAUUUUCACAAUACGGUUGUUAAAUUAUUAAAUGACUUCAUGUGUUAAAUAUUAUCGCAGCUUAUAUGAUUGCUGAGAUCAUAAAGACUGUGCUGCAAUGUGUAAAACUUUUCUCUUGUAAUAAUAACAUAUUUUAAAUUUUCAAAUAAAUCAUGCUUUAUUGUUGUCGUCAGUAUCAUUAUAUUGUCAUUGUGUUAUUAUUGUUGCUAUUAUUAUAUUACUA
Thalassophryne amazonica is the source of this 2441-nucleotide messenger RNA. RefSeq names its product aquaporin-4-like. NCBI's taxonomy places the organism in Eukaryota, Metazoa, Chordata, Actinopteri, Batrachoidiformes, Batrachoididae. The coding region runs from base 214 to 1290 and encodes 358 amino acids. The transcript is spliced from 5 exons. Gene Ontology annotation, biological process: transmembrane transport. Gene Ontology annotation, cellular component: plasma membrane; basolateral plasma membrane. Gene Ontology annotation, molecular function: water channel activity. The record is from RefSeq and is a predicted model, not a curated record.